ACAUAUAUCUUCAAAAGGGUGUGUGUUAUACUUUAGAUACUUUCGAUUUGAAAAGUACGGUAAUUUUCCUUGGGAAUUUUUCUAUUAAUAUCUUAUUGAAAUAUUUUUUGUACUAUUUUUACAGCAAAAAUUAAGGAAGCCAUGUGGAUCGAAACGGUCAACCUUGAUCAUCCAGAUCAAAUAAUUUUCUAUAUAUUCGUCGCAAUUACAGCUUUAAAUUUAAUAUUAUCCUUCAUUUUUGUUAUUCUAAGUAUAUGUUCAGGAACGAAAAACAACUCACCUGGUUUCUCUAUAGAUCAUUACAUAUUAUUGGGUAUUUUAAUAUUGGAUGUAUCAGUUUUACUUCGAGGGGCUAAUGCUGAUUGGAUGAAUGAGGACUCAUUUAAGAUUAUUACGGAGAUUCAGCCAUGUUUCGUUACGCUUGGGUUAACAUAUGUUUUUUGUGGUAUGUUUGUUCGUGUAACCACGGUUUUCCUUUACUACGCACAAAAAACGGAUAAUCGUAAACCAAUUAGAAAGGAAGAAUGGAAACCGAAUGUAGUAAUGUGUACGUUUGUUGUUAUUGCUUGCGCUACCUCGGUUGUGUGGGCGGCAGUAUUCAAACCAACUGCCGAAGUUACAAAAACUGAAGACGGAAAAGCCGCAUCGUUUUCAGUAAGCGAUGAGAACAAUCAACAAGAAUUUCAAAUUUCUGUACUCGUUUACCACGGAAUUGUUCAUGUAGCAACCGCAAUAAUUGUAUGGCCAGCUCUUUUAAGGGCAAAACAUAGAGACGCUAUUGCCGAAAUGAGAUCGUACGUGUUUCUAAUCUAUCAUACACUGGCAGUAAUCAUAGCUUACGUUUUGGCAGAGAUGUUAAUGAGCCAUGAUAGAAGCGUCGAAUACGCCGUAACUGGUGGAUUAUUAAUGUAUAAGACUUUUGUCGAUGUCGUCUGCCUAUUGGUUAUGAAGGUCACAGUUACGUGUAUGAAAAGUGAAGCAGAAAAAGAUGUAAAAAUUGAUAAAUGGGACGGCACCGCUGUAAAAAAUACUUUAGAUGAUGCUGCAAAGAAACUAUUUACUGUUAACUCUUGCAUGAAGGAGUCUCACAGAUUGAUGGAUACUAGACUCGCCAUUGCAACCAUUGCUUGUCUCUUUAGUCUAUACGCAAUUAUUUGGGAUUGGUUUUAUCCGUUUCCCUUGUCAAAGCCGGUCAUAAUUGUUUGUGUACUCUCCUACUUUUUUCUCAUGGGAAUUCUCACUUUGUACAUGACCUAUGUGGAGAGAGGAACAUUUUUCAUUUGCUACGAAAAAGAUCCCGUUGGGGUAAGUAAGGACGACGUUUGGAAAUUAUCAUCCACCUUAAAAAAAUACGAUGAUAUGUAUACUCUGGAAGUGACGUUCAAGCACGGAACGAGUCUUGUUGAGACCAAAGAUAAAUUUUCUAAAUCAAUUGGAGCGUUUAUUGAUGAAAGUGGGCAACUUAAUGAAGAUAUAUUCAAGGGUGAAGUGAAUAAACUUAUUCAAAACGUUAGGCCGUCUGAAAAGAAAGAUUAG
Molecule: messenger RNA, 1536 nt
Organism: Dimorphilus gyrociliatus
Lineage: Eukaryota; Metazoa; Annelida; Polychaeta; Dinophilidae
Source: the annotation of a GenBank genome assembly